Molecule: messenger RNA, 2532 nt
Organism: Aethina tumida (small hive beetle)
Lineage: Eukaryota; Metazoa; Arthropoda; Insecta; Coleoptera; Nitidulidae
Gene: KLHL18
Product: kelch-like protein 18
Exons: 7
Coding region: 250-2049 (599 amino acids)
Molecular function (GO): protein binding
Source: RefSeq, a predicted model, not a curated record
UACUUCGACAAAAAUUAAAUAAUUUUAAAUGACAAAACGAAUAAAAAUGUUUCUGCUCUAAAAAGAUUACAUCACAAUUCCUAUUGAAUAUUUCAUAUAAACUGUGGCGUAAGAAAAAGAUCCUAAUUAUAUACAGAAAUUUGUGGACCUAACCAAACAAUGUUGACAGUUCAUUACUGGUAAAACAACAUUGGUAACCAGUACAUAAUAGAUUCAUUAAAUAUUUAUCAUAACAACAGCAUCAGGGAAAUGGAGAAAACAGAUUUAAACACGAAGCGUUACCGUCUUUCGAAACAAGAUCAUGAUUUUGCUAAUUUGUGCCUAUCAGAUUCGAACACUCCAAGAAAUACGCUUGAAAUGAACAAUGAAAAUUUAGUUUUCCAUCAAAAUGAUCUAUGCUACUCAGCUUUUCCCAUAAUGGAAGAAAUCAGACGACAGGGAAAACUUUGCGAUGUUGUUUUGAGGGUGGAUGGUCAACAGUUUAGUGCCCACAGAAUCGUCCUAUCUGCAACAAUUCCAUAUUUUAAGGCCAUGUUUACCAAUGACAUGGUGGAAGCCAGAAAUAAAGAAAUUGAAUUGAAUUGUAUAGAUGCCACAGCGUUGGAGGCUCUGGUGAAUUUCGCCUACACAGGUAGAGUUAUAUUGGACAAAAACAACGUGCAGAGCAUUAUGAUCGGUGCAUCGUAUCUGCAGCUGAAUAAAGUGAGGGACGCUUGUGCGAAUUAUUUGCUGCAAAGAAUACAUCCACAAAACGCGUUGGGAUUUAAACACUUCGCCGAAUCGCUUGGUUGUGCAACGUUGGCGGAUUCGGCAGAGAAAUACAUUGAAUCAUACUUCCACGACGUGUCACAACACGAAGAAUACCUGAAUCUCACCCUUAAUGAAGUCAAGGAACUAUUAAACAAGAACAAUCUGCGAGUAGACAGUGAAGAACAAAUUUUUGAAGCAUGCAUGCGCUGGGUAAAGCACAACGAGACCCGCAAAGACCACUUGCCCCAGCUUUUGUCUUUAGUGCGGUUGCCCUUGUUGUCACCGGUUUUCAUUGCGGACCGGGUGGGAACGGAAGACCUCAUCAGAUAUUCUCUUCAAUGUAGAGAUCUUGUAGAUGAGGCUCUCACAUUUCACCUUAUCCCAGAAAGGCGGUCGUUGAUGCAGAGCUUCCGGACGGAGCACCGCGUGUGCGAUGUAAAAGGCUAUAUUUAUGUAGUGGGUGGUUUGAACAAACACGGGGAUUCCCUUUCGACAGUGGAGUAUUAUGAUCCGAAGACGAAUAAGUGGAAUAUCGCCCCGCCCAUGUCGAUGAUGCGGUCGCGAUUAGGCGUUGCGGUGCUCGACAGCAAAUUGUACGCUUUCGGCGGUUACAACGGCAAAGAUCGUUUGGCUAGCGUGGAAGUAUAUGACGCCAUCAAGAAGGAAUGGUCCAUGGUGUCGCCGAUGCAGUGCAAAAGAAGCGCCUUAGGGGCGACCGCCCACGGCGAUAUAAUUUACGUAUGCGGCGGAUACGACGGAGUUACAUCGCUGAAUUCAGUGGAGAGAUACCACCCCAGCACGAAUUCCUGGUGCUCAUUGGCUCCGAUGAACAAGUCCAGGAGUGCUGGGGCUGUUAUCGCUUGUCUGGGGUAUAUUUAUGCGUUGGGCGGACACGACGGACUGUCCAUUUUCGAUUCGGUUGAGAGAUACGAUCCAAACACCAACACAUGGAGUGAAGCUCCUCCAAUGCUCACCAAAAGAUGUCGAUUGGGAGUUGCAAUGCUGAGUGGUAAACUGUACGCUUGCGGUGGUUACGACGGAAGUUCUUUCCUUCAAACUGUUGAAGUGUUCAAUCCCCAAACGAACAAGUGGAGUUAUGUAGCACCGAUGAAUGCACAGCGCAGUCGAGUUGCUCUGACUGCAAAUAUGGGUAAACUUUGGGCGGUUGGCGGUUAUGACGGGAUAUCGAAUUUGGUCACAGUUGAGGUUUACGAUCCCAAAGCUGAUAAGUGGUCCUACGUUGCUGAUAUGAUCGCUCACGAAGGUGGAGUAGGAUUGGGUGUCAUUUCUAUUCAGUAAGAUAUCAAUUUCGAUACAACCUUGCCAUGACGAGCCGAAUAAUCUCAUUUAAUUUUUACAGUAUUUUUAUUUUUUCUUUACUUAUUUAUAUUUAAUUUCUAUAUGAUUUAGGUGUGUUGUCGAAAUUGUAAAUUAUUUAGCUUUAAGUCGAUUAUUUUUCCAAAAAAGACUGUAACACUUCUGAAUCGAAUUCACGGUUUUUAUAUGUUAGAUAAUAAUCUGACAUACAACAAACUGUGACAGUGUUCUUUAUUGCCAUAUAUAUAUUUACCACGACAAGUUCUGUAAUAAAUAAACGCUGACAUUGCAUUUCUGAAAACAAUUCCUUGGAAAGUUGGGUUCCAGACUAGUCAAAAACAAAUUUGAUUGAUUGAUUCGCAAAUGAAAUUUUGUUAUAAUUAAAAUAAUGUUUGUGAUAUUUACUAGAAUUUAAUAUUAAUUUGUAUAAUAACAAAAAAGUAUAUACAUAAUCUUUAAAACUGA